Messenger RNA from Pestalotiopsis fici W106-1, 930 nucleotides. RefSeq lists its product as uncharacterized. Gene Ontology annotation, biological process: cytosolic ribosome assembly; ribosome biogenesis. The transcript has a single exon. The record is from RefSeq and is a predicted model, not a curated record. The coding region runs from base 1 to 930 and encodes 309 amino acids. NCBI's taxonomy places the organism in Eukaryota, Fungi, Ascomycota, Sordariomycetes, Amphisphaeriales, Sporocadaceae.
AUGUCGAGCAGAAUCAACCAACCCAGCAACCAGAUCAAACUGACCAACGUGUCGCUCGUGCGACUGAAGAAGGGCAAGAAGCGCUUCGAGAUCGCCUGCUACAAGAACAAGAUCCUCGAGUGGCGCCAGGGUAUCGAGACCGACAUUGACGAGGUCCUACAGAUUCCAAACGUCUUUCUCAAUGUCAGCAAGGGACAGACGGCUCCCAAGGAGGACCUGGCCAAGGCCUUUGGCAAAGACAAGCCCACCAACGACAUCAUCCUCGAGAUCCUGAACAAGGGCGAAAUCCAAGUCGGCGAGAAGGAAAGGGCAGCCCAACUCGAUCGGGUGCACAAUGAGGUCAUAUCCAUCGUUGCCAGCAAGUUGGUGGAUCCGCGGACAAAGAGGGUCUACACGACCGGCAUGAUUGAAAAGGCUCUCGACAUGCUCAGCUCGGCGGCGCAUCAGCAGCAGGGCGACAAGAGCGCGACGGCGAGCGGCACGGGCACACCGGCCACCACCGAGGACGGAGAGGCCGGCAAGCCGAGAGCCAAGGAGCACACCUGGACCGGCGUCGUCACGACCAAGAGCGCAAAGAGUCAGGCCCUCGAGGCCAUGAAGGCUCUGAUUGCGCACCAGCCCAUUCCAGUCUCGAGGGCGAGAAUGCGCCUGCGAGUCACAUGCUCGACCAACGUGCUGAAGCAAUCAGUCAAGGCUCCCAAGUCUGCCGAGGGAGAUGGUGAUCAGAAGGCGGCGCCGGGUACAGUCAAGGACAAGAUCUUGAGUUAUAUCGAACAAGUAGAGGCCCAAGAUGUGCUGGGUUCAGAGUGGGAGGUGGUUGGUUUCGUAGAACCAGGUGCCUUCAAAGCGUUGUCCGAUUUCUUGGGCAACGAGACCAGAGGACAGGGCAGAGUCGAGGUUCUGGAUAUGGCAGUCACCCACGAGGACUAA